Messenger RNA from Vigna unguiculata (cowpea), 671 nucleotides. Its product is annotated as beta-1,4-xylosidase. The record is from RefSeq and is a predicted model, not a curated record. NCBI's taxonomy places the organism in Eukaryota, Viridiplantae, Streptophyta, Magnoliopsida, Fabales, Fabaceae.
UUGACAAUUUGAGCUGUGAAAUCUGUGAUGGCUCGCAGCACACUCCACCAACAUAAAUAUGUCCUCCAUCAUCGUCACCUUCAACACAGAAAACCAAAGUUGAAUUUGUGAGAGAAAAGAAGAGAAGAGAAAGAGCACACAUGGAAGGUUUGAUUCCAUAUCUGAUUCAUGCGAUGAAGAAGCAAAAGCCUGGUGCUCAGCGAAGCUACAGAAGCUUCUCCCAUUCUGAAAGCUCAAACCGCAGCUACCAUUUGCUCUUGGCAUCUGAUGGAUCUUCUCACAGGAGAACCAGGUCUGAUUUUCAAGCUCCCACAACAGAGUUCUUAGAGCAGAGACAUGGUGCUGAUGGAUUCUUUGUCAGCCCCAGAGGCCACACCACUGCUGCUGCUGCUGCUUCUCUCUCUGUCAAUGUUAAUUCGUCUUAUGCUGCCCAACACUCUACCAAUAUCACCAACAUUCGCCAUCGCAACUGAUAUCUUCAACAUUCGUUUUUUGGACUUUCAGAUAUUAUAUAUAUGUCUUUUCUAGGGUUUCAUUCAUUCGUUUAAGAUCAUGGGUGACUAUCAAUUGUAAUAUUAUUGUGUAAACUUCUGAUCUUGUGUAAACACACUGUAAUGUAAUGUAUGGAUAUUAAGAAAUUUCAAGAGAACCUAAUUUCUUUUCUUCCGUUA